GAUUCUGCAAAUAAAAGAAUGGGUUACGCCGUUACACUGUUCACGGCUAAGAACUGUGCCGUGUAUUAUCGCGCAGGGUUAUUUAUUUGGUGUUAAUGGAUCGUGAUGUACAUAAGAAAAUAUGUAGGCUUUUGUUUAUGCUCAAAGUGUUGCUCUGACGUGAAGUAAAUAGCAGUAAAUAACGUACAAGUGUAAAGAGGAGUUCAAGUUUGCAACAGGAAGAGAGUAGGAAUAGGCGAAGGACGGCAAUUAUCAUACUGUGCACGAAGAAUGAGUGUGCCUCGGAGAUAUUAUCUGCAUUGAAGAGGAUCAUAUUGCGAGUCCAAUCGUGUAACCUCACGUUGCGAGAAGCUUUUUCUAUAAUCAAAUAGCUAAGAAAAUUUAGCAAAACGGAGUGCCGCAAGAGUGCGAAGCUCCGUGUUAAGAUGAGCCUCAGUAUAUCAAAACUUUUCUCCAAGAAGAAGAGCACAACAGACAGCGUAGCUGAGAUUGGUUUACCUACGAAUGUCUCCCAUGAAUUUCAUGUAAGCAAGAAUGCUGUUACAGGACAAUUGGAGGGCCUACCUGACCCCUGGAUACGUCUACUCAAUGAACAGAUCUCCAAAUUGGAGCAGGAUCAAAAUCCAGCAGCAGCAUUACAGGCUAUUAAGUUCUAUAAUUACUCUAUCAAAAAGAAGCCCCAGGAAGAAGUCUUUAAGCCAUUUGUGACGGAGGAUCUUAUAGAGGAGGAGUCUCAAGAGAUAGAUAAGAUUCUUGCUAAAAAGAAAUAUCAAUCGGGAGAUUCUGAUGGUUCUACCUCUGUUAGUUCUACAGAUAGCCAAUUGCAGAGGCUACCAGACCUGCCUCCAAAGACUUAUAAACCAAAGUUAGUACCAAGAAAGAACAUUGACAGAAUAGAGAAAACCUUAACAGAGAUACUUGAAGAUUUGAAUGCAUAUCAAAUUGAUGAUAAUCGUAUGCCUGAUGAGAUACACCAUCCAGAUGAUGAAAGUCCCAUUUUACGCAGGAAGACAGAAUGCUCUGUGGGAAAGUUAUCGGAUGAAGAGGUAUUUGAAGAAAUCAGAAGAAUCUGUCAUCAUGGGGAUCCCAACAAGCGUUUUGAAAGGAGUAAAGAAGUUGGUGCUGGAGCAUCAGGUACAGUUUUCAUAGCUACAGACAUUUCUAACGAUCAAAGGGUAGCCAUAAAGGAUAUAGAUCUAUCCAAACAACCAAAGAAGGAACUCAUUCUAACAGAAAUUAAGGUUCUUAAAGAAUUUCAGCAUCCAAACCUUGUCAACUUCCUUGAUGCGUAUCUUCUUCAAGAGCACCUAUGGGUUGUGAUGGAGCUUCUCGAAGGUGGUCCUUUAACGGAUGUGGUGACUGAGACUGUAAUGAAGGAAGCACAAAUAGCAGCAGUCUGUCGUGAAGUUCUAAAAGCUAUAAGUUUUCUUCAUGCCCGAGGAAUCAUCCACAGGGACAUAAAGUCUGACAACGUUCUCCUAGGGAUGCAAGGAAACGUCAAGGUAACAGAUUUUGGUUUCUGCGCCAACAUCGUCGGUGAUGAAAAGAGACAAACCAUGGUUGGCACGCCAUAUUGGAUGGCACCAGAAGUUGUCACAAGGAAGCAAUAUGGCAAGAAGGUUGACAUUUGGUCCUUAGGCAUAAUGGCUAUAGAGAUGAUCGAGGGCGAACCACCAUAUUUAAAAGAGGCACCACUUCGUGCAUUAUAUCUGAUUGCCGCCAUUGGUAAACCAUCGAUUCCACGAUGGGAUACGCUCAGUCCUACACUACAGGAUUUCCUGGAGAGGUGCUUGGCUGUGGAAGUAGACGAGAGGGCAACAGCCGACGAAUUAUUAGCACAUCCUUUCUUGGAGAACUGUGCAGACCUUUCCACCCUGACGCCAUUAAUUAGAGCCGCCCAGCGAAUGCUGCGCAAAGCAUUUUAAAGUCCAAAGAUCUUUGUUCUGGCGUACCGAUCUUUACGUUUAUCUAACGAAAGUACAUACUCUUGUUCUUUCCAUUUUAUUUCUUUUGUGUUUAUCUACCAUUUUUGCAAUUUCUCUACAUGCGUGCACGGUUAAUUCGCAAAAAUCAAUAGAUUCCCUGUUAAAAAAAGUCAAUUUCCAUGCAAUUACCAGGAUUUAAUAUAAUCUGGAUAGUUUUACAUGUAAACAUGGUUCAAGGUAUUGUUUGCCAAGUAAUUACUCGAGUAUUCAUGUAAUUUUAACAAAACUUUACUACAAACUGUAGUAAUGGCCAUUAAUAUGUUUCGUUUCCUAUUUUAUUCAAAAUCGAACAAGGUGCAAUACGCUGAAACAUGCGUCUUUGUUAUUGUCAAGCGUUAAAUGGACGUUAGUGCAAUUUACUUUUCUUCUUUAGUCUGUUGCAAAGCGUGAACAAUCAUUUAAUCUUAAGACUGACGUCUGUAUACAUUAUACAAAAAGAUGAUAUUUGUGCUAGACUUUGAGAAUAAGUAACGUACUUAUCUCGGUAGUGGCUGGUGGUGUUUAAAUAAGGAGAUAUGGGAAAUCAAUUGCGUCAGUGACAAUUUUCGCUAAUCGAGAGUUCAAUUUCAAGCUUUCAGUUUUCUACAAAAUUUAUAUCCGAACGUCAUUUUUAUUGCUCCAAAAAUACAUAUAUUAAUUGCGUGGGAUGAAUAGUUCAAUAUAAAUGGUACGAUGGAUUUUCAGUAUUUUAAUUUAAUAAUAUCUUUGAAAGUCCAUCGUUCCUUUUCUUUCCAAGUAUUUUGUGAUCCGUAGAAAAUUUGACAUAAGCCGCCCUAAAGCAAAAAUGUAUUACGAUAAAGAAGUAUUAUUACAAAUUGAAAGGACCAAACGCUGGCAAAUCGCCGCAACCUUUUUUGUAAGUUUUAUAGCGAGAAGGAAGGAGAGCAUUUAGAUUUUAGAGAGAACUUUUACUAAAUCUUUGUAAAAGAUAUCUUUUUAUAUUUAACGAAUGAUCCUCUGUGUGCCUAAAGAGCAUUAUUUUGCUCGACCAUCUAGAACCUAAAUUGUAUAACAUCUUAAAUAAUAACAGCAAUGUAUAUAAUUCUGUUUACAAACGAUAAAGGAAUAAAUCACAAUUUUUCUCAAAAGUAA
Messenger RNA from Cephus cinctus (wheat stem sawfly), 3077 nucleotides. RefSeq names its product serine/threonine-protein kinase PAK 2 (gene Pak3). Gene Ontology annotation, biological process: regulation of axonogenesis; protein phosphorylation; regulation of MAPK cascade. The record is from RefSeq and is a predicted model, not a curated record. Gene Ontology annotation, cellular component: cytoplasm. The transcript has a single exon. Bases 426 to 1925 code for a protein of 499 amino acids. NCBI's taxonomy places the organism in Eukaryota, Metazoa, Arthropoda, Insecta, Hymenoptera, Cephidae. Gene Ontology annotation, molecular function: ATP binding; protein serine/threonine kinase activity.